Molecule: messenger RNA, 2460 nt
Organism: Recurvomyces mirabilis
Lineage: Eukaryota; Fungi; Ascomycota; Dothideomycetes; Mycosphaerellales; Teratosphaeriaceae
Exons: 2
Coding region: 1-2460 (819 amino acids)
Molecular function (GO): carbohydrate binding
Source: RefSeq, a predicted model, not a curated record
AUGUUUUCCAACCCGCUUCUCUUGGUCGCCCUCGCGGUCACAGCACACUGCGCAGCACCUCCCGUUGACAAGAACUUGAAGCCGUGUGGAGAGUCGUAUUACUUGCCUUCACAGUACACCUGCUACGAUGGCAACUUCCUGUGCCCUGUCUCCGAUGGCGAAGCUUUGCUUCGCUGUGGCGGCGCAUGCUACAGACCCGCAAUGUACGGUUGCAGCAAUGGCGAGCUGAUCUAUCCACCAACUUCCGGAUCCAACAGUGCUCUUACUGGUACAGCAUCAGGCCCGUCGGGCACAGCUUCGUCCUCUGCGACGGCAUCGUCAAGUGCAGCGACCUGCACAGGCACACCGACAACACUUCAUCUGAGCGAUCCUCCAUAUGAGAAUUACUUCUACUCGGACUGCCACAGCGCCAGCCAAGUCGUCGUUACAAGUCCGUUGUCAGGGAGUAACCUCACGAUCAUCGGACCAAGACUACUGGUUGCCUGGCCUGCUGGCAACUCAGGCGUUGUGGCUUUCUUCGCGCCGCAGAAUGGCGUCAAUGGUUCGUUGGGAAUCGAGUUGUUUAAUGGGACUUCUGUCCAGCCGUUGGAUGGGGUGUACAGUCCUGCCAAUACCUCGUCCUUGACUGGCAAUGCAAAGGUCGGUAUCAGCACGCUGGUCAGAUUUAAUGCCUCAGCUGUGCUCACGGUCCCGAUCAUGGGCAGCAUAAGGACGAUGAGGGACUUCACAGAGGGUCCUUCUAUCCUGGUUCCGUCUGUACAGAACGCUAUCACGUUUUCGCAGACGAGUGGUGGAGGUGCUGUCCUGUCACGGCUCUGGUUCGACAACAUCACUACGACGUCCAUGUCUUUCGUGCCUACUACCACUACCAAUACCAGCAGUAGCAUUACUAUCAACAACCGCAGUCUCGAGCUUGCAGCCGGGACGUACAACUUCACGGCGACAUUCGACUAUCCGCAACUAGAACAGCUUAGCGAGACUGAAGUGCUGAACACACAAUCGCAAGGACUGAUUGAGCAAAAUGCCGAUCAAGUCACGUCGCUCUCCUUCCUCUCCUACACCAACAAACUCACAGCCGGCGCCUGGAGAUUCCUGACCUACUUCGGUCGAGACAGCAUGAUCAGUCUACUCCUUCUCCAACCAGUCCUGUCCGAAGGCCAGGGCGGCGCAGUCGAAGCUGUCAUCUCAGCCGUGCUUGAGAGACUGAACAGGACGGAUGGGAGUGUAUGCCACGAAGAAACGAUUGGAGACUAUGCAACCUAUCUUAAUCUGCAGAAGAAUAUCAGCAGUACCGCACCAGGUUGUACAUAUCAGAUGGUCGAUACGGACUACUAUCUCAUGCCGGUCAUGCAGAAUUACUUCCUUGAGAGCCCAGUUGGUCAGAGCAGGAAAGAUGCCUUUCUCGCUACUGUUUCGAGUCAGGACUUUGGGAACCAAGGGUUGACUUAUGCUGAGCUGGCUCUUAUCAAUGCAGAAAAGAUUAUGAACACUUCUGCAGCUUUUGCAGCGGCUGGGGGUCAGACUGAAGACAACCUGAUUCACCUAAAAGAAGAUCAGGUGGUCGGUGAGUGGCGUGAUAGCACGUAUGGCAUUGGUGGUGGGCGCAUUCCAUAUGAUGUGAACUCCGCUCUAGUCCCGGCAGCAUUACGCUCGAUCGCUACGUUGUCAGCCUCUGGCUUCUUCCCGGAAUAUCCCGAGUGGACCACCCUUGCUGGGGAGUACGCGCAAGUCUGGGAAGACUCGGCCUUGCAAUUCUUCGAGGUCACCGUUCCAGUCGACCAGGCACGAACGCUGGUCACCAACUACACAGCCUCCGCAAGCGACGGCUUCCCAUCCUACGCCUCGAACAUAACCUCACCCAUCGUCUACCAUGGCCUGUCACUACAAGGCAACAACGACCAGCCCCUCGUCAAAGUAAUGAACACAGAUGACUGUUUUCGGCACUUUCUCUUGAACACCACAAACCAAACACAACUUACGGCCUUCAUCAACCAAACAGCAAACAAUAUCCUCAACCCCUUCCCAGUCGGCCUAAGCAACCCAAUAGGUCUUCUCGUGGCCAACCCAGCCUACGGCGGCGAUGCAGUCUACGCCGCAAACUGGACAAAUAACGCUUACCACGGCACGGUCGUCUGGUCCUGGCCUAUGGCUAUGAUGGCUGCUGGACUUCAGCGACAAAUAGGCCGUUGCUCGACCACGCCCGUACCGGAGUUUUGUGCGAAUCAAGCCGUGAGGACCAAGGCAUUGGCGGCGUACAACCAUCUUUGGGACUUGAUCGAGGCGAACAGUGGGAAUCUGAGUAGUGAGGUGUGGAGCUGGAUGUACAGCGGUGGAACUUUUGAGUCGAUCCCGCUGGGUUCUUUACCGCCACCGCCUGGGCAGAGUCCGACGGAGAGUGACGUUCGACAACUUUGGAGCUUGACGUAUUUGGCGGUGACUCGAGACACGGGUCUUCAAUGA